Molecule: messenger RNA, 2098 nt
Organism: Setaria italica (foxtail millet)
Lineage: Eukaryota; Viridiplantae; Streptophyta; Magnoliopsida; Poales; Poaceae
Product: casein kinase 1-like protein 2
Exons: 14
Coding region: 243-1667 (474 amino acids)
Biological process (GO): peptidyl-serine phosphorylation; signal transduction; endocytosis
Cellular component (GO): cytoplasm; nucleus
Molecular function (GO): ATP binding; protein serine/threonine kinase activity
Source: RefSeq, a predicted model, not a curated record
AUUUCUCAGUAAUUUCUCCUUUUAGCCGAGCAACCGGCCCCGUGCUCGAGAAAAUAAGGACACCAGCAGCACGAAAGAGGAAAAAGGAGAGCGGAAAUCCCCAAUCCCCCCACUUCGAUCCACUCGAGCCCUAGCCGGAUCCCCCGGAGCAUCAGACUGAAUCCAUUCGAUUGCCGCAUGGCAGGCUCCGUCUGCAUCUGUUGAUUCCCGGGAUCGUCUCCACCGACGCGCUUGCAGCAGCCAUGGAGCCGCGCAUCGGCAACAGGUUCCGCGUCGGCCGCAAGCUGGGGAGCGGCUCCUUCGGGGAGAUCUACCUCGGUACCAACGUGCAGACCAACGAGGAGGUCGCAAUAAAGCUGGAAAAUGUCAAGACAAAACAUCCUCAAUUGCUUUAUGAGUCAAAAUUAUACAGAAUACUUCAAGGAGGAACUGGAAUUCCAAAUGUUAAGUGGUUUGGUGUUGAGGGUGAUUAUAAUGUUUUGGUUAUGGAUUUACUGGGACCAAGCCUUGAAGAUCUUUUCAGUUUUUGUAACAGGAAGCUGUCCCUCAAAACUGUUUUGAUGCUUGCUGAUCAAAUGAUCAACCGAGUUGAGUUUGUCCAUUCCAAGUCUUUCUUGCAUAGAGACAUCAAGCCAGACAAUUUUCUCAUGGGUCUCGGGAAAAGGGCAAACCAGGUUUACGCUAUAGAUUUUGGACUUGCAAAGAAGUACAGAGAUACAUCAACACACCAGCACAUUCCUUACAGAGAGAACAAGAACUUGACUGGAACAGCAAGAUAUGCAAGUGUGAAUACCCACCUUGGAAUUGAACAAAGCCGGAGGGAUGACAUGGAAUCUCUUGGAUAUGUACUGAUGUACUUCUUGAGAGGAAGCCUUCCAUGGCAGGGUCUCAAAGCUGGGAACAAGAAACAGAAGUACGAAAAGAUCAGCGAAAGGAAAAUUGCUACUUCAACUGAGGCACUUUGUCGUGGAUAUCCUACCGAAUUUGCUUCGUACUUCCAUUACUGCCGCUCACUACGUUUCGAAGAUGCGCCAGACUAUCAAUAUCUGAAGAGAUUGUUCAGAGACCUUUUUAUUCGAGAAGGCUUUCAGUUUGAUUAUGUUUUUGACUGGACAAUUCUGAAGUACCAACAGUCACAGAUGACCAGUGCUCCCCCACGUGCAAUUGUUCCAGCGGUAGGACAAAGCUCUGGGAUGGCUCCUGUGGCAAACAAUAAUAGACAUUCAGGCAAUGAAGAGGGAAGGAGAAGUGGGUGGUCAGACAUGGACCCGACGCGACGGCAGGUUCCACCACCAGCUAUAAAUGCUGGCAGCCUAGCCAAGCAGAAGUCCCCUGUUCGGCAUGAGCAAUCGACAUCGAAAGAUGCUGUGUUCUCCAGUUCGACUUUUUUGGGACGUUCAAGCGGAUCGUCAAGGCGGCCUGCUGUCUCCAGUAGCCGAGAACCAAGCACUGAAGCGGAGCAAACGCGUAGUCGAACUACUGACGCAAGCCCAGGGGCAUUCCAGAGGUCAGGAGCUCCACGUUGGAGCCCCCAGAUGCUUGACUCCUCGGACAGCAGGCGCUCGUCUUCCGGCAGGCGCCACUCAUCUAACCCGAAGAACUACGAGUCCACUAUCAGGGGCAUGCAGGGCCUAAAUUUCGAUGGUGAUGACAGGGUUCACUACUAGCCUCAUCCCUUGGGACAUGACAGGAUGCAUCAUCGGUGCGCUGCCCCCCAUAUGAUGCUCCCAUGUACUACCGGCAGCUGAGAUGGAAGCACUGAGGGGCGGCUGGUUAAUAAGAGGUUUGGGUGAGCUGAGCCUAAGCGCGGUGGGUGAUUGGCUCUUAGAAACUUUGUCAAUGGCUAUGCUUAGCCUCCGUUGUACAGGUUGGCAUUUGUUUAAUUUCACGGAACGGUGGUGUAUUCUCGAGAGAUUUGUGCAGGUUCGCAUUUGAUGUAAUGCGCUGCUUUGGAAUUCAAUGGCCACUUGGGAAAGCCUUGAACAUUUGGGAAGGUUUUUAUGGCGCUUGCUCUGGUUCAGCUAUGGAUUCGAUUCGGCAGCUGCCAUGCCUUUGCCUGGGCUCUGAGAUUUUAAUGCUGCUUGUGACAGAUCUGAAA